AAUUUUAAUCAAUAAAUACAUUUUUGCACAUUUUUGUAAAUGCAUUGACUGAUGGGAGAAACGUUUAUAUAUUUAACUUCAGUUCGCUUUUAAUUACAGUUUGUGUCAACCUUACACUCUGACUGAAUGUGUACAAGACAAUGUCACAAUUUUAAUUUUUAUCACUGUAUUCUCACUAACCUGCUAACAGUAACAUUUAAAUAUUACGUAAUGUCAGGGCACGGACAGUACCUGUUCUAGCAGGAGGGUUAAUUUUGACGUCGCUGCACACACAUGUCAAAGUAUUAUACUUAUGAUGUUAGAGAAGAAAAUGAAAUGGCUUGUAAGAGAUGGAGGUAGGAUGAUGAACAAUUAGUUACUGACAUAAAAGGGUAGAGAGGAAAGGUAGAGAAGAUGGAGAAGGAUACAGGAGUUACUCCCCCUUUUAGUCAUACAUCAUCAGUUACUUCCCUUCCCACUAAGGAAAUAGAGACAACAGUAUCUGGGACGAUGUUGACAGGGAGCAGUAGAUCUAGCAGUGACCUUGGUGUACUGAGACCUUUAACCCUACGUGAGGUAUGGGAGAUAUAUAUCAAAGCUGUGAAAAGUCAGGAUCAAUCAGCUGAUAAUGUGGAGAAACAAUCAUAUUUGCUGAAUGUUCUCCUCAAGAUGUGUGCAGCUGAAAUGAGAGAAGGACAACUGCCAAACUUUAGUGAUAUGAGGAGUGUGUGUAGUCAACUGUGUAAGGAGUUUAUGAGUGACAUUUUACACAUCACAAGCAGAUCUGAGGAUAAUGAUGUGACACAAUUACAGAAUUAUCUCCUGGAGGGGCGGGGCUGGAUCUUGCUCCAAGUUAUACACAACAAAGGCAUUCAGACUUUAACUGGAUAUAGAGAUUUUGCCAAGCUGCUUGUGUCACUUUUACCCUGGUGCUUAAAUUUUCCCCUCAAAUCUACUGAUGGUCAAGAUAUAGAUAUAUCACAGUAUUACACCAUACCCUCAGUCACUGACUGCUUCCAAAAUAUACUUAAAAUAUGUCAAACAAAACAAGGACAAUCACGAAACCAGUCAGUACCAUCUACCAGAUUAAAUGGCUUAACAUCAAAAGAGCGUGUAGCUAAGGAUGGUGUCUCAACAGGUAAACGUAGGUUCUCAAAGAGGAAAUCAGAUGAUAGUAAGGAUAUGAGUGUAGAUUCUGAGGAGGAAAGUUCAGAAACAAAGGAUGACAGGUCAAAGGGUAAGCUGAGGAAGAAAUUCCGCUAUUGUUCUGUACGUGGGUAUGGAGAUAGUCGAACACAACCUAAAGCUGAUUCAGAAUCUGAUGAUGAUGACAUAGAAACUUUGAUAAAAAGCAUGAAUAUAUCAGAUAAAAAUUUUAUAUCAGGAUUUGAGUUAUGUAUUAUGAUAUUAGAACUCUUGUAUGAACUAACUUUGUCUGAUCUCAAUGAAACACCAAGUGGUAAAAUGAUCUCGCCAGUAAUAUUGCCAAGUUUGCUACAAUGUCUUGUUAGCUCAGAGAGUGAUAUGAAACAUGAGGAUGAAGAUGAUACUGAUAUGUAUAAUGCAAGGAUUGUGAUAAGACGUCAUUUAGUUCGAGUUGUCAUCACAUGCAGUGGUAUAACAGCGGCACAACCUAAUGGUAUGAACAAUCUAAUUUCUCACAGAGUAAUAGAACAACUGCUCACUACAGGAAUGCAUACAUCUGUAUACCAGUCAGACAGGUCAUACUCAGACCUCCUCCGCAACUGUAAGAAUGAAAUUUGCCUCAUGUCUGACAUUGUUAUUGGUACACUUCUCUGUUUGACAGUAGUGUUUGAAAAUUUACCUUUCAAUCUGAGUUUUAUCAAAACUGCACUGCGUCUUGUGGAAGAGUUUGAUGAUCAAAAGGGAUUUCAAAUGUUAGAACAAUGCAUCAUGUUCAAUGAUUGGUUGAAAACUUCUUCAUCUGAGUCAAUGAUUGGUCAAAUGCUAGAUGAUGAACCAAUCAAAAUAGUUGGUUCAUUCUUGAACACAUUGAAAGUUGUUAGGGUGAAUUAUGUUCAUUCUAUGAAAUGUGUGAAAAGGAAACAUGUCCAAUGUUCAUACACCCAGUACUAUGAUCACCAUCAUGAUAUAUUAGGUGUAGCAGCAGUACGGGAAGAUUCGGGAGCAGAAGCUAGAAGAGAUCAAGGUAAUCUGUCUCUAGGUGGGAGAAGACCCUCUCAAUCAUCAGUAGCAAGCCUGAACUCACAGUACAGUACACAAGUCAUUUGUCUUGUGUCAUCAUGCACUCAAUUCUUGCUUGACCUUUUGACAAAGGUCACAACUAAGAUAACUAGAUUAGAUCUUCUGAAGACUAUUUACUCAUCUGGCAUCUGUUGUUGUAUGAAACUAGAAAACAUUAUGGCAGCUUUUGUGAUAGGAAUACAGAAAUUUUCUCCAGCAGUCAGAAUGUUCAGUAUAGAUACACUAAACUGUAUCUUACUGGAACAUUUCUCCGGUGGUAUAUCGUACUUCAGAGGAGAUAUUCCGAGUCUAUCAUGUUCAUUUUGUGAGAAAGAGACUGUAAUUCAACAUGAAAUAAAAGAUAAAAACUUGUGUUUAUCAAAGGUCCAUGGAGAUAAUCUUGAAGGGAAAGGUUUGGAUAGUGGCAUUGAUAGCAGUGAUGUUAACAGAGAAGCCAAGUUGUCUGCAUUUCAAAAACUCUCAAAGUGGAGGGCUGUCUCUCAGCUGAAUGCUCUCUUAUAUUCUGAUGAUGAAACAGUAGCAAUUUCUAUUGCAAAGCAUCUGUUGGUCCUAGCAAUUAAAGGUAACCCAUAUCUGAAAGCUGAACUUUUCUUCAGUUUGUACAGUCAUGCAUUAGACUGUGUGAAGAAGGAUUCAGGAAAGGUUGAGAAAGGAACACAGACAUUGUCAAAGUCAGUACAAGUUCAUUGUUUGUCUGCCCUUCCUUACUUACUUCAAGCAAACUGUGUAACUAAAGUGUUCCUGUCAAGAAAGGGGGUUCGUAAACUAUGUGAACUUCUAGAAGAUGACAUAUUGAGAGCUCCAGUACUGAGAAUCUUUGAAGCGUUAGUUGUUCUAGAUGGUCAAAAGUUAACAAAUGACAAGAAUGUUGAUAAAGAAGAAUGCCCCUGUCCAUACAAUGGUGGGGGAGUUAUAGAUGCUUUCAUUAUUGAAUUAUCAAAACGUUCAUUUAGUAACACUGACAUGUACCAGGAUGAGUCAGAUAAAGGUUGUAAGGGUCGUAUUAGACGUGAUAGUGCCGUUCUAUCCAAAUUUUCUCUACCUGUUCUUGUAGACCUAUGGGAAACAUGUGCCAAAUUAUGUCUUCACAGUCAUAUAUUUGUUUCUCAGUUUAUUGAAACUCAAAGUUUCGGUAAAACUGAAGCAUUACUGUUGGAAACUUUGGAUGUGAUAAUGACCCCUGAUCUGAUUGGCCAUCUAAAGUCACAUGGUAGUUUAGAAGCGGAGGAUUCUGGGCUAGACGUGGAACCAGCUGUGGAAAUGGAAAGAGGGGAUCAAGAAAGUUUCUUCCAAAGAUUGUCAUUGUUUGAGUCACUGGUCAUUGUAACAAGUGCCGGACAUAAACAACUAGGUAUCAAGCAAUACAUACAGUUAAAGGUAUGGCAGAGGAUGAGAGAGAGGUUUACAGACAAUGUUAGACUACCACCAACAAAACUAAAAUUGUUACUGGACACAGUGAUGAAUGCUGCCAUGCCACAGUUUGUCUCUCUUCUAGAAUACUCUUACAGCAAAAACAUAGCUCUAGUUCAUGUAAGAGAUGAUGAUAUACAUGAUGAGGAUGAAGUCCGCCAGUUAUUACAGUCAGCUAGUGAUGAUGACAAUGAAAUACUUACAGAGAUUGGUUAUGAUGCUGACAGUGAGGAAACUAACAAUGGUGAUAAUGAAAAAGACAAGAGAAUACAAUGUAGCUCACUUAAGUCCAGACUUCCACACAAGAUCUACUUUCCUACAACAUUUGGAUUACUAUUUGAUUUACUAGUGUUGCUACGACAACAGGAAUACAACCAUUCUGUGGUUAGUGCUGUGUUGUAUAAACUUCUACAAAAUGUCAAAAUGGAUGUGAACCUGACUAAAGCCCUCUGUGAACAGAAUGUUUCAAGUAUUAUUCUUGGAGAUGAGGGAUUCUGGGACAGCUUGCUGAAAGCUGAUCUAGAGGAGACAGAAAACCUUCUCGGAUUAUUAGAACAUGUAGGACAGUACAGAUUAGAGUCACACGACCUGCAGAAAAUUCUAAUGAUGUUCCAACAUUCAGAUAUACCCAUGGAGAAAUUGUUAGAUGUAUUUCUGACAAUUCUAGAGAAGUCUCCAGUAAUCUCACAUCACAGUAUAAAGUUUCCAGUUUUACGAUGUGAAAGGUCACAGAAAUUGAUGGAGGAUGAGGAGAUAGAAAGUGGGAUGUUUGAGGCGCCACCUGGGGGCAUAACUCCUCUCAUAAAGACUAUGUCAGAUACUGUCACUAAUCUAUUCUUGUCCAAUUUCCAGAAGGCAGAUAAAACAGAUAUAUCAGAUAUGAAUAUUGAGCAGGAAGUGUGGACUACAUGUGCUUUGUUGACUGGGUUAAAAGAUACUGUAUCCUGGCCUCCAUUACAAGUUGGUGUCACUGUCUGUAUGUGGGUGUGUCUACAGAAAGAACAGGGUCCAAGAUUUAUGCAAAAAGUACCAGUAUAUGACAUUGAAACAGGAGAGAUGAAGGGUGGUCAAAGUGAUCAGAUUACAGCCAGCACAGUUGCAGGGUGUAUACAUGUUGUCUCCAUAGGAACUAAGGAAAAACUACUGGAAAUAUGGGCUGACACACUCACUGGCUCUCUCAACUUGAGACUAACAAGUGAAGUGAGUGAUGCGGGACUUGUUGUGAAGGAAUACAAGUUGAAUGGAGUGAUCUCCCCUGAUAGAUGGCAGCACCUUGUGGUCAGUUAUAAGGAGGGAUAUGAUGGUAGUACAGUGAUGGGAAAUGUAAACAUAGUUAUAGAUGGUUGGCAGAAUCACAAGACUGUAUUAGACCACGCCCAUUCAUCAAUCAGGUCUCGACACAAGUCAUCACAACUUCAACCUUACCUGUGUAUUGGUCAUACAGUCACUAGUAUACACAAGUCUCAACUCGGUGCCUGCCACUUAGGUCAUAUAUUGCUACUUAAAGGUGCUCCCUUGUCUAAAGAGUUGUGUUUCCACCUGUACACUAUGGGACCUAACAACAGAUCUAUUUUGAAAUGUGAUUCCAGUUCAAUAUAUAGUGUAUAUGCUCCACAUCUCAACAAAAACACGGUGUUAUAUUCACGAAUAGACUAUGAUACAUUAGUGGGCAUCAAGAGGGUUGACUUUACAGAACUUAGGAAUAAUUUGUUGCUGACCUACCAACCAAAAGAAUGUAAACAAAUGUUGGAAUAUCCACCAGUCUGUAAACUAGCUCCAAAUCAAAGUUCAAGUAACCUUGCCUAUGCCCCUGAUGCUCAGUUAACACAACAACCAAAAGUGAUGACCCCAGUGUUUCAAGGUCAUCUCAGUUGUAACAGCAGUACAAGUCUUGAAAUGGCCAUUGAAGAAUCAGGAGGAAUUGCAGCUAUAUUAUUCCUAGUUGCCAAGGUAUAUGAGCGUUGUCCGGAGAGUAUGGAUACAGUAGAGGCGGAGAAGAUACAGUCGGAGGUAUUAAAGGUGUUAAUGUGUAUCAUGCAUCAUUCAUCACAGUUACAACAAGAAUAUCUCAACAUUGGAGGUCACGUCUUACUCUGUAAAGUCCUUACUAGCAGUAGAAGUGUGCCCGGACCUCUAACACUCAAGGUACUAAUGGAUGCAGCUACAACAGAAUCACUGUACAGAUUUCCUCCUGGCUCCACUGACAUGGUACUCAAACAUAAAACAGACGCUGUUAUACGUGAUGUCACCAUCAUUGAACAUCUGAUACUUGAUUGGUUGAUCUGGGAACGAUGUAACCAAUCAGUGAUGGAGAUGUUGUUUGCUGGACUGGCAUGUUUGGUACAGGAGGAACAUCCACAUCAGAAUUAUAAUAUUAAACAAUACCAGGCCAUAAAUAUUGUCAAUAAAAUUUUCAAAAUUUAUCAG
Molecule: messenger RNA, 6042 nt
Organism: Ruditapes philippinarum (Manila clam)
Lineage: Eukaryota; Metazoa; Mollusca; Bivalvia; Venerida; Veneridae
Product: lysosomal-trafficking regulator-like
Source: RefSeq, a predicted model, not a curated record